UAACUUAUUGUUGCUCCAACUGCUAGACAGACGUGUGUUUUAUUCAGUCUUAUUUCUUCAACCCCUGGUUUCUGAUUCGUCUAUACAAUUUUAUAGUUGUGUUUUCUUUUUUAGUGAUUUCAUCGCAUCCAGCCGCUAAUAAUUCGAAAACAGAAAUGACACUAUGGUGUGGCGAUUAUGGGGAGUACGUGAAGGAAUUCCCAACUCUGCAUCCAAUCACCUUGUUCGAUCCGCUGUCCGACGCCAAGGCAUUGCGAAUUGCCAUGAAGGGAUUCGGCACGGACGAACAAUCCAUCAUCAACAUUUUGUGCAAGCGAUCCAAUGCCCAGCGCAUGGCCAUCGCGGAAAUGUAUCACAAGGAAUUUGGUCGGGAUUUAAUUGCCGAUCUUAAGAGCGAAUUGAGUGGCGAUUUCGAGGAUCUCAUCGUCGGUCUCAUGAUGCCAAAGGAUAAGUACUUGGCCAAACAUUUGCGCAAAGCCAUCAAAGGGAUUGGAACUAGUGACGACGUUCUGGUAGAAAUCCUUUGCGCUUAUUCCUAUGACGAAUUAAUGAAGAUUGCAGCUACCUAUAAAAGCAUGUACGGAAAAUCUCUGGACGACGAUAUCAAGGAAGAUACUUCCGGGUCAUUUAGGCGAUUUCUUCUCAACACUCUCAAGAAAUGCACGGACUCGGUCAUGGAUGGCGGAGAAAAUACUUAUCACUCGGCCAAGGCACAAGAGGAAGCCAGAAUUCUCUUUAAAGCCGGUGAGGGUCAAAUCGGGACCGACGAAAACGCUUUCGUUGACAUUUUGGGUUUUGCCGCUCAAAGGCGUCGACAAAUUUCCGCCAUUUUUCAAGAGUACACCAAAAUAUCAGGAAAGACAAUUGAACAAGCCAUCACCUCGGAGAUGUCUGGCGAAAUUUAUAAUGGUUUACUUGAUAUGGUCAAAAUCAUCCGCAACCGACCGGCCUUUUUCGCUGAGCGUUUAGAAUUGGCCAUGAAAGGUUUGGGUACGGAUGACGACACUCUAAUCCGCAUCAUCGUCAGUCGCUGUGAAAUCGAUUUGGUUAAUACCAAGGUGGAAUACGAACGGGUCUAUCAUAAAACACUUCACAGCUCAGUCGAGAGUGAAACGUCUGGCGAUUACAAGCGAGCUUUGCUGGCUCUCAUUGGCCCUCCUUCUUUUAGUAGCGAAGUCGCAACUCCAUUAUUUUAUUUGUGAUCCGUCUAGUGAAUCGUGUGUUGACUUUUUACUUUGAAACCGGAAAACAUUUUUCGAUCGCCAUUAUCUUUCUUAAUAUUUAUCUUUCUAUCCGAUAAUAAAUU
Daphnia pulicaria is the source of this 1306-nucleotide messenger RNA. Its product is annotated as annexin B10-like. Gene Ontology annotation, molecular function: calcium ion binding; calcium-dependent phospholipid binding. The record is from RefSeq and is a predicted model, not a curated record. The transcript is spliced from 10 exons. Lineage: Eukaryota; Metazoa; Arthropoda; Branchiopoda; Diplostraca; Daphniidae. Gene Ontology annotation, cellular component: cytoplasm. The coding region runs from base 156 to 1202 and encodes 348 amino acids.